AUGCAGCUGAGCAACCUGACGGCGGCGGACAACGAGAGCGGAGCGCCGCCGGAGGCGAGCGAAGAAGAGGGGCUGCCCUCGCAGGCACGGGCGCUCUUCAUCAUCCGCUGCGCGAUCCCGUUGCUCUACCUGUUGAUCAUGGUGGUGGGUUUGCUGGGCAACGUCACCCUGCUGCGGAUCUUCGCCGGCCAGAGCGCCAGGCGCAGCGUGCCCCACAUCUUCAUCUCCAGCCUGGCCGCCGGCGACCUCCUGCUGCUGCUCACCUGCGUGCCGGUGGACGCCUCGCGCUUCUUCCUCGAAGACUGGAUCUUCGGCGCCCUGGGCUGCAAGCUCCUCCCGGCCAUCCAGCUCACCUCGGUGGGCGUCUCUGUCUUCACCCUCACUGCCCUCAGCGCCGACAGGUACAAGGCAAUUGUAAAUCCAAUGGAUAUUCAAACACCCAAUGCAGUUAUGUGGACUUGUAUAAAAGCUAUUGCCAUCUGGAUAAUUUCCAUCCUGCUAGCAGUUCCUGAAGCUGUAUUCUCUGAAGUGGCCCAUAUCAACGAUGCAGAUAAUGUCAGUUUCACAGAAUGUAUACGAUAUCCUCCGAAGGAUGAUUUACACCCAAGGAUUCAUUCGGUGAUGAUUCUCCUGGUUUAUCUCCUUAUCCCUCUCACAAUUAUUAGUGUUUACUACUAUCAUAUUGCCAGGAGUUUAAUUAAGAGUGCACAUAACCUACCUGGAGAACAUAGUGAACAUUCUAAGAAACAGAUGGAAACACGAAAGCGCCUGGCUAAAAUUGUCCUGGUCUUUGUUGGUCUAUUUGCUGUAUGUUGGUUGCCCACCCAUGUGCUUUAUAUGUACCGGUCCUUUAACUACAAUAAAAUUGAUCCGUCACUUGGCCAUAUGAUCAAUACUUUGGUAGCCCGAAUACUCAGCUUCUGCAAUUCUUGUGUCAAUCCAUUUGCACUCUAUUUCCUCAGUGAAAGCUUCCGGAGGCAUUUCAACAGCCACCUUUGCUGUAGCAUAAUGCCUCAUCAGCAGAGGUCUACGACUUAUCUGAAUGGAUCUUUAGCCAUUCGAAUGACUUCUUUGGAAAGUCAUGGUAGGAACACUGUCACCAUGACAACUCUGCUCAACGGGCAUCAUCCCAAACAAGAGAUAUCCCUGUGAUUUAAUCAGUGUAAUGUUUGAGCUUGGAAUGAUAUUCAACAGUUAUUCAUUUACCAUAUGAGUACUUUAUCUAACUCCCUUUAAAAUGUACAGACAUCUUGGAUUUGAGUCCUUUAGUGUACAUUCACAUUGGCUUUAAUGGAACUAGGGUUUCCCCCCCUGCACUUAUCAGCUCUACAGUUUAUUGCUUUGAACGACUGAACUUUUUUUUGGAUGGUGGGUUGGUACUGAUGAACAUAUAACAAACAUACAUAUGAAGAGUAGCAUAUAUAACUUGUUGCUAUUUAAGGAGAAAAGAAUAGUGAUUUACUUAACUGACAAUUUGACAGAGGCGCUUUGUUUUUGUUUUUUUAAAGGUUGUAUACCUCAGUAAUGUAUUUUUACAAAAGGCUGUCCAGCAAACAAAGAACCACAUAUACUGCUAAUGCUCAUGCAUAUCUGGAUAUACAUUCACACAGCUAUACUUGCCCAGUCUCCAGGGAAAUUAAUGGAUGUAGCUGGCAAUAUACAUCCCCAGCCAGGGGCAUCAGCUGUGUGCAAGCAAAUAUUGCUAGAGCAGGUGUCUAAAUGCAAACAACACAAUAACAUAUUAUGUCAAUCAUGUAUCAUGAGAAAUUAGGAGCAUAUAUCAGGAUCGUUUGCCAUACAUUUUGAAAACUCUAUGGCUUGGGUCCUAA
This is a messenger RNA of Heteronotia binoei (common prickly gecko), 1829 nucleotides long. It is a transcript of the gene NMBR, whose product is annotated as neuromedin B receptor. Gene Ontology annotation, molecular function: bombesin receptor activity. The transcript has 3 exons. NCBI's taxonomy places the organism in Eukaryota, Metazoa, Chordata, Lepidosauria, Squamata, Gekkonidae. Bases 1 to 1152 code for a protein of 383 amino acids. Gene Ontology annotation, cellular component: membrane. Gene Ontology annotation, biological process: bombesin receptor signaling pathway. The record is from RefSeq and is a predicted model, not a curated record.